CCCUCUUGUGAGCCACCCCAACUCAUUCCAUAAACUCGGAUUUAUGCGGUCGACAGAUCUAGCAAGUUCGUCCAGCCUCUUGCCCCCGCGACCCUAGAUGACCCAAGUUGACCUUUAUAUAAGCCUUGGCCUUGAUGUGAUUUGUUUCCUGUUGACGCCCAGGGCGGGUGUGCGUUGUGUGUGUGCUACAUGUGCUGAUACGUGCGUAGGGAGAUCUGCCUGCCUGCCAUGACGUGGUGUCUUGUGGGUAAUACAGGGGCCGUUCACAUAUUGCCUCAGUCCAUGAUCUUUGUCGGACGAGACAACUGCGAGAUCAAUAUAACGUCUCGGAGCGUUGACAAACGACACUCGGUCAUCAACUUUGACAGAAGCGACGAUGCCUUCUGCAUCAAGGACAUGGAAACAUUGAACGGGACAUUUGUUAACGACACAAGAAUACCUGAUUCAACCUACAUCAGUCUACAGCGCGGGGACUCCAUUAGGUUUGGAUAUGAUCCCGUGACUUAUCGUUUUGACGAGGUGGACCCCAGCAGCGUCAGACAAUUCAAAGCCGAAGACGGAAUCAACAAACUGGAGAUCAUGGAUGGCACGGGGAAUAGCAUUGAAAAGGAGACGAAAGAUGGCGGUGAUGAAAAUGAAUACGACGAAGAAAUGAAGGAGGGCUACUCAACCAAGCCCAGCCGACAGCACAAUUCCCAGUAUGAGCCCAGAACCACAGCGGUGGAGAACAGAAUGAUGUCACACGGUAGGACAACGCCUCUCAAACAAGAGUUUUCCGUGAGUUCCCAGCCAUCCUCUCUCUACGGCCAGCCAGCAUGGUGGGGACAGGAUGAUGUCGUAAAGGGGGAGGGACCUGUGAAUGAGAUGGAGGAGGGCGGACGGAAAUCUAGGACUGGGAACCACACGGCCAAUGGAAAAGAUGCUCAUGCAUCUCCUAGUCAUCCCAGCCACAAGCACCUGGAGCGUCCCACCAGGCUUCCCCUGAACGAAGCCGAACGGGACCGGGACAUCCCCAUCCACAUGUACACCCGCCAGGCCACCGGCCUGCACCCCACCACGCCCGUCAAGCGACCCUCGACCCCCGAGCACACGGAGGUCACCCUGGUCUCUGCCUCGGAGAAGCACGUGGGCUUCACCAUCGAGUUCAACGCCAAGGAGGACGCCCCUAAGCUGUCCAUGAACGAGAGCCUGAGUGAGUUUGUGCCGGCGGGGGUCAGGAGUAAGUUUGAAGGCAGCAGCAAGAUGGUAGAGGAUAUGAAGGCUGAGAGAAUGAAGAAGAGUGUGACUGAUGACCAAGACAGCUAUCAGUCUCCACGGAUGUCACCCUCAGCUGUCCAGAAACUCAACACCAUGUGGUCCAGUGGCAAAAAGGGCAGCAAGGCCGGCCCAGGAGACUCCAGAACGGCAAAUAAUUCAGAAACCAGUAAAGGGGAUGCAGCAAAGCAGUUGAAGAUGCGACCGCUCGUGUCGCCAAGGCAACCCGUCUCCUCCAAAUCGGGCCCCGUCAAGUCCCAGUCCUCGCACGGCCCUCACAAGAAUGACGACCACCACAAUGACCAGAACGGGGACAAUGUGAGCGAGUCUGGCACCUACACCAUCGAGAGCGAGAGCCAGUCCAAAGAGGUCUUGGAAGCACGGUCCAAAAUUGACGAGGUGUUCGGAGUUGGGGCGAGCAUGGAUGCCAAGCAGGGCAGCGAUGAGGACACGGACAAGGACAUCGAGGACGAAGAAAUCCAAGAGGAAGCAGUCACCAUGGAAAGGGUCCAAACCCAGGAGAUGGACGUCGGCAAAUACUUGGACCGGGAAUAUGGCAAGCCCAGUGAACAGGGAACUGCAAAACCGCCAUUUCAGCCCAAACCUCCAGCCACUGGAUCAUCCAAUGCUCCAGCCUGGGUCAGGCAGUGGGCAGUCCUCGCUGGCAAAGACACGAGUCCCCGCGAGCCCGGCCGAUCUCCACGCAGCGACACCUCGCAGAGUCCCAGGAAUUACAGCCAGGAUGCAGGAGCCGCAGAGGAUAUGCCCAGUAGAUCCCCUCAUCAGGCUGGCCAGGGCCCCACUGCCCCACCAAGGAGAGGGGGUAAACGGCUCUUGCCCACGACCCCGCCAGAGAGGGGUGACAGACUAUCACCACAUCUGACCAGCUCGGAAGAUUCUUCCAGACCAAAUGGCUUACACGUAAGACAGUCGCCAUCAAGUGCCUUUUACAGUCCACGCAACCGAGAGGGUGUUGCCUCUUCCCAACAGGAAGAGCCAACUGCAUAUGAAACUAAUGUUUCUUGGCGGGAAUUGUCAACAGAGCCUAAACCUGCAGUAUUUGUUAGUAAACCGGUGGCAGAAGUGGGAUCUUCAUCUGCUGUGCCAGUACGCGACGAAGAGGACUUUCAUACAGAGGUUUCCAUGGACACAGAGAUCCUGUUAAAGGACACCGAAACAUUUGUGAAAAGCUUAGAAAUGCGUAUGCGUGACCGGCAGCGGUCAACUCCCUCACCAGACUUCUCAGAGUCUUAUGACCUGUCCCAUCGAUCAUUUGAUGGUGACAUCGAUACAGAUUUGGACACGGCCAGCUGUGUGAGUUUAGUAGGAACCUCUGGAGCAUACCCGCUCACGACCAACCAAGCCAGUCUUCCACCUUCUGGAUAUCAAGCAAAGAGGAGUGUUCACGACCGGAAGACGGAAUCCAAGGCCAAGACUCCUGAUGAAAAGAACAAAAAGGGAGGCAUCUGGAACCGGUUAUCCCAGCCUUCCAGAUACAAACGCAAUGAGAAAACUCCCCCAGCCCAAAGCAAAGACUCCUCAGUCACCUCAGAUGGCAUGAGCGAUUCGAUGGACUCUGCAUCAUUCCGACGAAACACCAAUAUAACAGGAUCGUUGCCAACAGGGCGUAUUACUGGCCGGAAAACCCCAAGAGAGUCUGAGAGCAAGGACAAAACUCCCAAGAUCGUAGGCAAGAUCAAGGCCAACCUCAGCAAGCCGCGGCAGACCCGGAGCACCAUGCUGCGCAAGUCACGCUUUGAUGGCAAGGACUCCCCAGGUCCGGAGCACAGCGACAUCAGCCCCAGCUCCAGUAUCUCAGACAUGAGCAGCUCCAGGAACUCUUCCAUGCUCCGACGGUCGGUCCCAUCCCAGAAGGAAUCCCUCGCCAGGUGCCAGAGCCCCAAGGAUCUUCACUCCAGGACCAAGACAGCCAGCGCAAGGAUUGACACUGGCCGACAGAGGAUCAGUAGCCGCAGCAGCGAGCAGACUCCACGGAGUGAGGUCAGCCUGGGUGCACAGAUUGUCCAGCAGGCACGCUCACAAUCCCUGAGGGAACGUAAGAUAAACUCUGGGGAGACCAGUGCCAGGAUCAUGGGCAAGGUCCAGAACUCAUCAACCCGAACAACUACAACAACAACAUCCUCCAGAAAAAGCUCUCUGAGCUCCACUGACUCUGCAGCAGUUAAGAAAGCACCCACUGGGACUUGGAGAAGAUACAAGGAGCCACCAACAGAGACUGAUGCAGUGGAUGCCUACAUCAGAACAGUCACCAGCCGCAAAUCCUCGUUAUCCAGUGCGGACGAGAGCAGUAUCAAAUCGGCGCCGGCUUACAACUACUACAAGCCCCGCAGCAACAGUAACCCCUCACAUCAGCAGCAGCAGCAGCAGCAGCAGCACAGGACGGCGAUGUCCAUGCAGCACCUGGCCGGGGCGCACUACCAGCAGCAGUGGUCCAGGCAGGAGGGCCUGCAGAAUGGCACGGCAGCGGGCGACAUCGCCCAGGCUAGCAACUCGCUGGCCGAGAAUCUGCAGAGGCUGUCUAAAGGGGAGAGCACGCUGGGAAUGGCCAUGGAGCACAUACCCAAAGAUGAGCUUCUCUUUCACUUUGUGAGAAUGAUGGAUGAGAUAUUGUCUGAAGAUACAGUGGGUGUCGGCGAGAGAGUGACUCAGAGAGAUGAGAUGGAGAACAACCACAGACAGCCGUUACAGCGAUCAACGUCGCUCGGCUACGACAACACUGGAGGCCUAUUUUCUCAGUCGCCGCCAUCUGCCCAGCCAGGCAGUCCCCCUGUGGCAAUGAAGCACAAACAGUGGACCAAACCAGAGUCAUUUGACAUGCUGGUGAUGUCUUCAAUAAAUCAUCUAUCCGUUAAACUGAAGGACUCCACGGACAAGCUAGCUUACAAACUCAAGAAACUGCAGUCUCCCAAUGCAACAGAUGCUGAGCUCCGAGAAGUCUUGAAGGAUGCCGAAUCACCGCUACUGAAGACGCAUAACAAGGAGAUAGCAAACAUCUUGAAGAAUAUGAGACAACUGGAAAAAAGACUAACAGAAAUCCACACAAUGAUUGACCCCCGGGACGCCAUUGAGCUCCCGGAGCAGCUCACCCCGGCUGCCCAGAUCCGACGCAAGUACAUCAGCGACUACGGUGCCAGCAGCACCAGCAGCAGCAGCGUGACGAUACAAGGGCCGGCGGGGGUCCAGUCCAAGGCGCAGCAGUGGGGUAAAAGCGGGCAACAAGGACCCAGCCCGGGGAAGGGUGCAAGCCCUGCUCAGACGCCUAAGUCAUCGAGGAGUGACGAGUCGGAAUAUUAUUUGUAGGAAAGCAUUGAAAAAUAUGUAUUGGUGAGGAGAAAGAGGUUGUAUUUAUACGCAUUUUAUAGUAGACCUUGAACAAUGGAACAGAGUAUAGGGUCACGAUUGGGUGAAGAUACACAGUUGGAAAUCGUUAAGAAUACCCCUGCUUCUCACUAUCACUUAAUACACCCAUGAUCCAAUGGUCGUACCGUAAACUACAGUAAAUGUUUGAAUUUGCUCCAAAUCCACUCAACCAUUUACUAUCAAAUUUGGGUUGUAUAGUGGUCAGACGACUGCAAACAGCCAUCACUUGAGCUUGCUGAAUAGCCAUGUUGACAGGAUUAUCCAUGCCCAGCUGAGAGGCCAGCUAGACUCGCAAUAAGGAUUUUACUACACAAACAUGUGGUUCUUGUCAUGGGGCUUGUGUUUGGCUAGGAUUUUCAGGGUCAAUAGUUCAACCUAAUUUAAAGGGGCACUCACAAUGUCAUUUGGCUAUGUUUGAAUGAGGAACUUGUGAAAUAUGAAACGUUUGACCGAAAAAUGUCGGAGUAAUUGAACAAUUAAGAAACCCGGACGUGAUUUUAGAGCACAAUCAGUCAGCAGAGAGUUUUUUAACCAACUAAGGUUCUUCCCAAAAAAUAUAAACAAUAAGAGGUCGGGGGAGGUGUUAUGAAACCUUGGCUUAACUCCAGCUUUGGCUUCUUAUGUGACAUCUCAAAUUAUUUAGAAACCAUUAAUCAUGUUCAACGCUUAAACUAAUUGGACAUUCUAAGUUUCGGGCCUCAUUAUAGGGUUUGAUGCCACUAAAAACAGAACAUUUGACCAGUGCCCAGUGGCUCUGAAAAUUUCCCACUUACUGUAGCUGCAAAUUCCGUGCUUACAAGUAAGCGCACAAUUUCACAGGUUUGCGAGUUUUGGCUUACGCGGAAUUUCGCAUACAUGUGUGCAUACAUUGUGCAUCCCGUAACGAAGGAUUCUGUACUAACGUGGUUAGCACAGAAUAUUUUGACUAGCGCUGUUAGCAGAGAAUGGCGAUUGUAAGCGUGGCAUUCUGUUGUUAUCAGAGCCGUGAUAUUGGGCCUAGAUCCCAUCAAAUACAUCUAAAUGUUGAGGACCUUUUUUCCCUAGCAGUUUUGAUAUGCCAAUGUAACAGUGUUCCGUGUACUUUCAUUGUGAUAACACGUAUCACUCACUCAAUUCGACAUCUGUAUGUGACAGAUAUUAUGUCUGUAAUUUCCAUUGGGUAAAAAUUGUAAAAGAAAAAAAAUAAUAGUUACAACUUACUGAACGAUAUGCAUAUUGCCUGCAAACCGUGACUCAUUUUGUUGGGUUUGGUUACAGAGUUGGGGUUUUGAUGCACCCAGUGUUGGACUGACAUAAAAACUAGUCGAAUGGAAUACAAUUUUUUUUCAACAAAGUUGUUUGUCUUUAUCUUGAAGGGGGGAUGGGGAAUAGUUAGUGCUCAUAUGUAUGCGGCAAAGUGUGCAUUUCAAAUUACUUGAACCUUUCAAAAUGUUGAAAGAAUGCUAAAGUAGCAUUAAAGUUGCAUAUAUGAAAACCUAAAAGUUCCAAACUAACUUUAUGCCUAACAAAAUACAUCAAUUGAAUCUCUGCUAAAAUACACAUAGGUUUGCAAAGUUGUGUAUAGCAAAAGCUCUCGCACAACUUGAGCACUUGUCGGUUUUUCAAAUUGUAGAUAGCACUGCUUGUACAGAUGCCUUACAUAAGAUUGUUAGAUUAUUCCUAAAUGAUAGUGAAUACAUCUACUCAUUCAUAAAAGAAAUUGCUGUACAACCACCAAAAAUAAAGUUUAUGAGAAAACUUGCUGGACCAAUCUCAAAAGAGGGGUAAAAGAUUGAUGACGACUUCGAGAUCUUGUAGAUAACAAAUCCUGCUGCUUGAUACAACGAUUAUUUGGUCACUAAUAUUGUUGGGUCCCGACUGUGUGAUGUAGCACUUCAUGGCCCAAGGAAACGGUUCGUGGAUUAUGCAAGUUAAAGUAGCUGACUCCAUGCAGUUUUUAGAGUUUCAUCCCGAAAAAUAGAUUUUGAUUUUAAAUUGCUAUUUUUUUAGCAGUACAAAAAUUAUUCACUUUUAAUGAGACAUCAAACAAGAUAUCUGAUUAUUAUUGUCACAAAUUUUGACUUAUUUGUGGACAGACAAUAAUCCAUGCGUAUCUUUAUGUGCCAUAUGGGUGCAAAGGCAACUCAAAAUAAAAGUGUAUCUUAAAAGCAUUGACAUUUUCAAAUAUAAAAAAAGUUUAUCUGUUUAAAUAAAACAUACAAAUUUAAAAUUUGUUAGGAUAAAAAAAUCAAAUAAAUUAAAGGGAACGGCUAGAGCAACUGUAACCCUAACCUUACCAAAUCCCCCUAAAAUCGUCUUUGCAGAAUGGAGGAUUUUGCAGGAUUGAGGCUAUAUGGCACAAGUGUGUGGCUGAUUUUGAGGAUGCACUGUGUCAAGGUCUUGGGCUGGACCUUGUGUUGUUAAUGCUCAGCUUUGCAUAAAUGUAAGUCUAGAUUAUACUUGAAAUCCUCCACACUGCUGCAGGAUGUCACUGGCUCUGCCUCAACACAUUGACAGCGAUUGCUGGAGGAUUUUGCUGGAUUGAGGCAGUGGUCACCCCUCCGAGGACCACAUUCAAGAAAUAGCGGACGAUUUUGGAGGAUUGAGGCUGGAUGCAAUUUUUUUACAUGGAGGCAGUUGGAGGAUUUGCAGGAUUGAGGUUGCAUCCCAGCAAAAAUGCCCAGGGAGUUAAAUGAAGUCAAGGGAAAUGGACCUAUUAAAGCAAAACAAGCAACUGCUUUUCCAUAUAUACUGUAAAGAAGUUCCUGUAUGUACAUGUACAGUUAUAGUUAUAUUUAUGCAUGCCCGCUGGUGUGAAAUUACAGCUUUUUAAAUAAGGUGCCUUGUGUGCAAGUUCAUCCCUCCAUUAACUGAGCAAAAUUGCUACCGAAAUGCAAUAAUUAUAAUUUGCCCGAGUUGUCUUGGCUAGUUGACUUCCAGUUUGUGGAUAAAA
Patiria miniata (bat star) is the source of this 7567-nucleotide messenger RNA. Its product is annotated as centrosomal protein of 170 kDa protein B-like. The record is from RefSeq and is a predicted model, not a curated record. Gene Ontology annotation, molecular function: protein binding. Lineage: Eukaryota; Metazoa; Echinodermata; Asteroidea; Valvatida; Asterinidae. The transcript has 19 exons. The coding region runs from base 229 to 4575 and encodes 1448 amino acids.